Molecule: messenger RNA, 1548 nt
Organism: Penicillium odoratum
Lineage: Eukaryota; Fungi; Ascomycota; Eurotiomycetes; Eurotiales; Aspergillaceae
Product: MFS transporter
Exons: 1
Coding region: 1-1548 (515 amino acids)
Biological process (GO): transmembrane transport
Cellular component (GO): membrane
Molecular function (GO): transmembrane transporter activity
Source: RefSeq, a predicted model, not a curated record
AUGUCACGUCAAACAUCGCUUGACUCACUCAAUGAGGUUGAGAUUGGAGCCUCAGUCCCCCAAUUAUCUCGGUCUGAAUCAAUUCGCUCUUCGGUGCAGGCCUUUACGCCUAUACGUGAAGUUCUUUUCGUGGUUGUGGUCUGUAUGUCACAAUUCAUGACACAGGCAGCUCUGGGAGCCUGUUUGUCACCAUUGGAUAUCAUUGGUCACAGCUUCAACAUCACGAACGCCGGAACCCUCAGCUGGCUGAUCGCGGGCUACUCUCUAACAGUUGGGACAUUCAUCUUGUUCUUCGGGCGUUGUGGAGAUGUCUUUGGCUAUCGUAUUAUGUUCAUUAUUGGUUUUCUAUGGUUUUCAAUCUGGUCCAUGAUUGCUGGCGUCAGUGUCUAUUCAAACUCGGUCCUGUUUAUAUUUGCACGCACACUUCAGGGUCUUGGCCCAGCUAUGCUUCUUCCGAAUGGCCUGGCGCUAUUAGGGGCCACUUACCGACCAGGCAAAAAGAAAUAUAUGAUAUUUGCACUUUUUGGUGCAAUGGCACCAAAUGGAGCAGUGCUAGGAAGUGUCUUCGCUGCGAUUUUCUCCCAGCUAGCUUGGUGGCCGUGGACGUUCUGGUCAAUGGCCAUAUAUUGCCUGAUCUUGGCCAUUCUUGGGGUUAUCGUUAUUCCCUCCUACCCGUCUUCUUGCAGAAGUCUAAGUUUCACUGAGCUUUGUCUCGAGCUCGACAUUAUCGGCGCCGUCUUCGGGGUGGCAGGCUUGGUCCUUGUUAAUGUUGCCUGGAAUCAAGCCCCGGUGGUAGGCUGGCAGGAAGUAUAUGUCUACGUGUUGCUGAUCGUUGGUGCUAUCAUUCUGGUUUUUUUCUUCGUCUACGAGAUUCGAUUCGCCCCUAAGCCGCUCCUCCCUCUCGAAAUCCUGAAUCUUGAUGUUUCAUUUAUUCUUGCAUGCGUCGCAUGUGGCUGGGCCAGUUUUGGCAUCUGGAUUUAUUAUUUCUUCAGAUUCCUUGAGGACAUCAGACACCAAACUCCAUUACUCGUGGCUGCCGAGUUUGUUCCUGCUGCAUUAAUGGGUAUCGUCGCCUCUCUUUCUACGGGGAUUCUAAUGAGCAAAAUUCAACCGGGCUGGAUCAUGAUGCUGGCUCUAACCGCCUUCACAAUCGGAAACAUUUUCUCCGCUAUCGCUCCUGUUGACCAGUCAUACUGGGCACUGACAUUUGUUACCCUUUUAGUCAUUCCUUGGGGUAUGGACAUGUCAUUUCCCGCCGCCACAGUGGUCCUGUCCAAUGCGGUCGGUCGCCGCCAUCAAGGAGUUGCUGCUUCCUUGGUCACCACAGUGGUGAACUACAGUAUAUCCCUGGGACUCGGGUUCGCAGGUACGGUGGAAGUACAUGUGAACCAUGGGGGCAAAAAUCUACAUGACAAGUUGUUGGGCUACCGUGCAGCCUAUUAUAUGGGGAUCGGAUUAGGUGGGCUUGGUAUUGCAACAAGUCUGCUAUAUAUCAUUCAAGCUACACGGCGCUUGAGAGAAAACGCCAUCAAUACCGAAAAGACUUAA